UGGAAUGCCAUUCUUCUCAUCUAUAGUCGCCCUUACCUUUCUUUGUCCGCACGACAGCCGAACUCUCCCUUUCAUUGAAACUUCUUGGCAAAUACCAAGUAAUAAUAAUGCUUUAAAAUCAGCACCCAACCAUACAUUUUUUCUUCCCUAAUCUGAACCAAAAAAACUGAAGAACUUAUGGAAUCAGGAGGAGAAAAAAAAAGGAUGGUGGUUGUUGGAGGUGGAAUUGCUGGCUCCCUCCUUGCCAAGUCUAUCCAAUUCAAUGCAGAUGUCACCCUUAUCGACCCCAAGGACUAUCUUGAGAUCACAUGGGCAAGCUUGAGGAACAUGGUGGAGCCAUCGUUUGCGGAGAGAUCAGUGAUAAACCAUAGAGAUUACCUUACUAAUGGACGUAUCGUUACUUCUGCUGUCAUAGAUAUCACCGACACUGAAGUAUUGACCUCAGAAGGCCGCCGUAUUGCUUAUGAUUAUCUUGUUAUUGCCACUGGACAUAGGGAUCCUGUUCCCAAAACUAAGACAGAGAGACUUAAUCAAUACCAAGCAGAGAAUCAAAAGAUACAAUCUGCCUAUUCUAUUGUGAUAGUUGGAGGAGGUCCGACUGGUGUUGAACUUGCUGGAGAAAUUGCCACUGAUUUCCCAGAGAAGAAGGUUACUCUGGUUCAUAAGGGACCAAGGUUGCUGGAAUUCAUUGGAGCAAAGGCUGCUGAUAAGGCUUUACGUUGGCUGAGAUCAAGGAAAGUUGAAGUAAAAUUGGAGCAAGCAGUUGACUUGAAUUCUGCUUCAGAUGGAAGCCAAGUAUAUAAAACCUCAACUGGAGAAAGUAUCAAAGCGGAUUGCCAUUUCCUUUGUGCAGGAAAGCCACUGGCGUCAGCAUGGCUUAAUGAGACUAUAUUGAAGACUAACUUGGAUAAAAGUGGAAGGUUGAUGGUUGAUGAGUACUUGAGAGUCAAGGGUCGCAGUAACAUAUUUGCAAUUGGAGAUAUAACUGAUAUUCCAGAACUCAAACAAGGUUAUAUAGCUCAUAAACAUGCCAUGGUGGUUGCUAGAAACUUGAAGCUGUUGCUGGCUGGAGGAAAAGAAAGCAAAAUGUCCAAAUAUGAGCCUGGUUCAGCAAUUGCCUUGGUUUCGCUCGGAAGGAAAGAUGCUGUCGCCCAAUUUCCUUUUACAACCAUCAGUGGAUGCGUUCCUGGCUUGGUCAAAUCCAGAGACUUGUUUGUAGGCAGAACAAGAAAGCAGAUGGGCUUACAACCUUAACCUGUGGAGGCUUAAGGACGUCUGAAAGAAGUCUAUUUGACAUUGUAUUUUCCUUUUUCCCCACUAUUCGUUUUGGUACGAGAUGCAUACUAUCUUACAUUGUUUUAUCUUUUGCACCCCCUCCUUUUAGCUGUUGAUUGUAUGUUGUCGAUUGUCGAUUGUUGCUCAUACGAUUGUUGAUGGGGGAUAUAUCUUUAUUAAUGCGCUACCAAAAUAAAAAUUGCGUCAUUGUCUUUAGACGU
Durio zibethinus is the source of this 1496-nucleotide messenger RNA. RefSeq lists its product as uncharacterized. Gene Ontology annotation, molecular function: electron-transferring-flavoprotein dehydrogenase activity; flavin adenine dinucleotide binding. NCBI's taxonomy places the organism in Eukaryota, Viridiplantae, Streptophyta, Magnoliopsida, Malvales, Malvaceae. The record is from RefSeq and is a predicted model, not a curated record. Gene Ontology annotation, cellular component: cytoplasm.